AUGGCGGUGGAUUUGGAUCUAAAUGAUCCUGAAGUACGAUUAUCACAAUUUCUUUAUGUUGGUAAAGAAUAUCCUGAUUAUCAACCUGGAAACUGGUUUGUCCAUAGCUAUUUUUUGACUAAAAAUAUUCCGUCUAUUGAAGAAUUAGCUGAAAACACAGAGAAGCAAUUAUUACCAGUUCAGAUUAUUAAGAAGGCAUUUGAAAGUAAUUUUGUUCCAAAUCCAGAAACAUUGGUGUUUGCUCUUGCUGUUUGCUGUAGACAAAUGAAAAGUGAAAGUUUACGUCAAGCAGCUUAUUUAGCCGUAGACAAAAUUUGUGUAUCCCCACAGCAUUUCAUAUUGUUUAUAAAAUUUGCUUCUCAAAUAAGUAAGCAAAAAGAAAUUGAUGCAACUGGAAAUUCAGGACAUGGCUGGGGUCAUGGUUUAAGAAAAGCAAUAAAUAAUUGGUAUUUAUCAAAAUCUCCAAUGGAACUAGCAAAGUGUGUUACAAGGUACAAAAGCAGAUAUGGUUGGAAGCAUAAAGAUAUUAUAAAAUUAUCUCAUCCUGUAACCAAUAAUCCUGGAAGAAAAAUGGUCCUUAAAUAUGUAAUACGUGGCUUAGAAGAAACAAAAAAAUCUUCUAUUGAAGAUCCUACACUUAUGGAAAUUCUAGAAUAUAUUGAACAUGUUGAAGAUUUUAAACAUUGUACAGAUGAAGUUCGAGCAGCAGGUCUUUUGGAGAUGUACAAAUUAACACUAGAUCAUGUACCUGGACAUUUACUGAAAUCUAAAGAGAUUUGGAGUGCAUUAAUACCAUCAAUGAAUUUAGUCAUGCUUUUAACCAAUUUGCAAAGAAUACACAAUCUUAAAUUAUUGAAACCAGGCUCACCAAUAGUUUCCAAAAUAAUAGAUCAAAUCACUAAUGAAGAAAACAUUGCCAGAGAUGAAGUUCAUCCAGUUUUAGUAUUUGUUACAAUAAAAGAUUAUGAAAAUUCUGGAAAAUCAUUAACGUACGAAAAAAGAAAAAUCAAAGAACAGUUCGAUAAAUCAGCUCCAUCCAAACCAAAUUCUAAAAUCAUUGAUGCUCUCUACAAAAUGUUGAAUAUUUCUUUUUUUCAUGUUCAACCAACUGGUUUAAGUUAUAUGAUAACAAUCAAUAUGAAUAAAGUAAUGUUGGAAACAAAUACUUGGCGUAACGGUAAUACAAAUGGUGCAGAAGCAGGGUGCAUGAUUGCACUUGCACUUCUUCGGAGUGAGAAGAACGUCACCGUUGCCACGUUUAAAAACGUUGGAAUUCAUGUUGUAACUAUUGAAAAAAAUGCUACUUUUAGUCAACUUAUGAAAAAAUUGCAAUUGAUGCCUAUUGGAAACGCAAAUUUGGGAAAACCAAUGUCAUGGGCUGGUUAUCAAAACCAUAAAUACGAUGUAUUUAUUAACGUUGUAGAUCAAAUAUUUGAAAAAUCUGACACAUCAGAAGAGGCUCUUCAAGCAUAUAAUACAAAACUCAAACUUAAAGAUACAAAAUUAAUAAAUUGUGCUGUAUGUUCUUCAUCAACUUAUCGCAAGCAGAAGAGUGAUAAAAAUAUUUUAACAAUUAAUGGUUUUGAUGCUAGUAUUCCUGUAGUUAUACAGGCUUUUGCGAAAUCUCUGUUUUAGUAACUGCAUGCAUAGCAAUUUCCUCUUUGACAAGCAGUACUACUUAAUCAGUUAUUACACUUUGAAAAUGACAUCAACUUGAUUUUUAAAGAGAUAAGUUUAAAAUAAUUUUUAUGGAAUCGUCAAUUAAGAAAUAUUUCAAAAUAUUUAGAUUACUACAAAUCAGACUCAUAAAGUAGUUUCCAAUAAUCUGUAAAUGUUGUUAGUCUGAUACUUAUAUAGUAGUCAGAGCAUGCACUAGUUGAAAUAAUUAAAAUUAAAAUCGAAAUUAUUAUGAAUCACAAUAUUUGCGUGUAUAAUUGCUUGUAAGUAAUACAAAAAUUGGUAAAUGAGGCUUAAAUUUUUUCGUUUAUCAAAGUUUUGUUAUUAAAACGAAUGAGAUUAUUAAAUGAUAAUGUUUAACUGUUCAAAAAGACAUAUUUAAAUAGAAUGUAAACAAAUUUUAUCUUAGAGUGCCGAAAAAAUUAAAUAAUCUAAACGAUCUUUCUAUACUGAUAUAUUAAUAUUGACAUUAAUUGUUUUAGUACAAAACUCAUAAAGAAUAUUUCUUCUAUGUCUAUUUAAAUUUGAUAUGAUAAGAGAAAUAAUAAUUCGACACUUAAUUAUUAUUCAUUACUAACUCUUACUCUUAUAAUUAUCUCAUAUUAAUACUAACGCAUAAACAUUACUAAAUAUUGCAUGUUUUUAGAGUUUAGAGUGA
This is a messenger RNA of Heterotrigona itama, 2335 nucleotides long. The record is from the annotation of a GenBank genome assembly. NCBI's taxonomy places the organism in Eukaryota, Metazoa, Arthropoda, Insecta, Hymenoptera, Apidae.